Iphiclides podalirius (scarce swallowtail) is the source of this 1674-nucleotide messenger RNA. The record is from the annotation of a GenBank genome assembly. NCBI's taxonomy places the organism in Eukaryota, Metazoa, Arthropoda, Insecta, Lepidoptera, Papilionidae.
AUGCCGUCAACACAUUUGAACCUGCGUGAAGAUGAUGUUAUUCGUCUGGCACUCGAGUUCCUCCACAACCGCGAUCUACAUAUCACGCAGCUGUCUCUAGAGCGUGAAACCGGCGUCAUAAAUGGCAAUUACGCUGAUGAUGUGCUCUUUCUGCGUCAACUUAUUCUUGAUGGGCAAUGGGACGAUGUCCUCGAGUUCAUCCAACCGCUCAGCACUCUAAAAGCUUUCGAAGCCAACAAAUUCAACUAUGCUAUAUUACGCCACAAGUACAUAGAGCUGCUAUGCAUCAGAUCCGAAAUCAAAGCCUACAACAAUGUAGAAAAUAUUGUUGACGAAGUGGUAAAGGUUUUAAGCGACUUGGAGAAGAUAGCGCCUUCGAAGGAGGAAUACUCAAAUCUUUGCCUGCUACUCACCCUUCCAAGUAUAACUGAUCAUGCCCAAUUCAAGAAAUGGAAUCCUAGCAAUGCUAGAGUGCAGUGUUUUCGAGAGGUUUAUCCCCUGGUUGAGGCAUUUUUACCUUGCGACAAGAAAUCCAGUGGCACCGUGUCCAAAUGUGCAAAAAACGAUCGCUUGAUGCAAUUACUUAUCAAAGGCAUCUUAUACGAGUCAUGUGUUAAUUACUGUCAAGCGAAAGCGACGGGCUCGAAGGAGGCGCAAUCAAACGAGGUAAACUUUUCCCGUCUGCUCGACGGGUCGGGAUUUGAUGAAUCCGACCUGAGUUUGCUCUCCUGGCUGCAGUCGAUCCCUGCGGAAACGUUCAGCGUACCUUUCGAGCAACGGAUGCUCAACGUGGACGUGGAGAAGUUGGACCGUCCCUCAUUGCACACCUCGUGGACCGAACACAUGCUUGUCACGCCCAUAAAGCCCCGGACGUUCCCGCACCUGGCGAUGCCGUUCAGGCGGCCGCGCUCCGCCGCCGACGCGAUGACCAGAUCGCUGCGACCGCUGCCCGACGGCGCGCCACGGCACCCCGCCGUGAUGGCCCUCUCCGCCAUCGACUACGGCCCGUCGUCCUCGUGCUUCGCGGGCUUCCACCUGACCGGCAUAAAGGGCAGCAAGCUCAUGAACACAUCGGUGGACCGCCUGUUUGACAACAAGAACGGGGAGAGCAUUUACAACGGCCUGAACGAGUCGCUGCGGCCCAUCGACGAGCAGCUGAAGCCAAUCGGCGAGCUACCGUCGAAGGCGAACGAGGCGAGCAGCGUCGGCGCUUCGAACGCCACCACACCGGAGCACAGGGGGCAUGACUAUUCCGCCUCCACGUCCAUAUCUACCACGGCCGCCUCAACGGAGCGCUCGUCCCUCGCCGAACGCGCGCCGCAGCAAACCGAAACGCAGGCCCUGUUGCCCGCCGCCGAAGGGGACUUCCGACGGGAGCUGCUGAAGGAGUACCAGAUACAGAAGCAGCGCGAGUGCGACGACUACCUCCGCAACCUUUGCUCAUCUGAAUUGCGACCGCAGAAACCGUUGGAACAGGCCGUCGAAGCGGCAUCGGGCUUCCCGUCGUCAAUCAAGUAUACGCAACAAGUGAAUCCCGAAGGUGUGCCAGAAUCAAAUCAAAUCAUGAGGAAGGCGGAGAUGGCCGAUAUGACGGACUCGACGGACGUUAUUAAUAUCGGCGAGGUUGCUCUAUGCGCGAGGCUCAUUGCUGAGAGUCGGGAUUCGAUUCCAGUC